GCAAACAAAUGAAUGAUGUUAAGUGGCCACCAGGAGGCGCCAGGAGCAGCGAGAGUCCUGCGGUACCUUGGCGGUAGAGGUGGAGGAGAUGGAUGCAGAGGCGAGGGAAGAACCCAGCUUCCUUUUUUAAGAAUCAGUGUGAGCAAGGGAGCAGAGCCACGUUAUUUUAGGGAGACUUUGUCGCACUCCCCCUCCCCCGGGUAGGUAGCGUCUGCGAUGUGUGCACCCUGUUCGUAGUCUCCCAUGGAGAGACGCUGGCUGCGGCAGCCGGCAGUAACCCGACCCCGCCGGCGCAGGAAUUGAAGAAGCGCCGGGGAGAGCAGCGAGAGGUGAACAAAAGCCCUCGGCAAGGGGGCCGGAGUCCCGACCUGGGGUAAGUGAACCCGCUCGGAGACCUAGCAGCUCCCAGUAUGGAGCAGCAGGGUUUACGGCGCUCUGAGAGCCCACUCCCCUGAGAUGCGGUGCGGGAACCGGGACUCCAACAAAGGACGGGGUUCAGCUAUGGUGGACCCGGUGCCAGAAGAAGAGAAAGAGGGAGCGGAGCCUGGUGGCUCAGAAGGGGAUGAGGCCACAGCGUCCGUGCCCCACGAUGCCCAGGGAGCCCAGCAGCCUGCUGCCUCCUCGGCCUCCGCCUCCGCGGCGGCGCCCCGAAAGGCUGAAGUCCCCUGCGGGGCAGAAGGCGGACGUCGGGAGCAGUCUCCGUUGCUGCACCUCGAUCUCUUCAAUUUCGCCUGCCCCGAGGCAGAGGGCAGCCGCUAUGUCCUAACCAGCCCCCGCUCUCUGGAGGCCUGCGCCCGCUGUGCGGUCAAGCCAGUAGAGCUGCUGCCUCGGGCCCUGGCCGACCUGGUGCGCGAGGCACCGGGCCGCUCCAUGCGGGUGGCCACCGGCCUGUACGAGGCCUACGAGGCGGAGCGCCUGGCCAAACUGCAGCAGUGCCGCGCCGAGCGCGAGCGCAUCAUGCGCGAGGAGAAGCGGCGCCUGUUCACACCGAAGGGUCCGGCGGCAGCCCCGGCCUCCUCCUCCGCCUCCGCCUCGGCGCUGAGCGCGGGCAGCAGCAGCAGCUGCAGCAGCAGCAGCAGCCUCCCGGCGUCGCCCGCCUCGCGAGUUGCUCGAAGGACUUCUCCCAGUCCUCCCGCCAGGAGCCGGCCUCCGCCCGCGGGUUCUCGGACAGGUAGGAAGAGCCACUCGCUGGACUCGCUCUCUCGCCGGCGGGACGGUGCCCUGAGCUCCGAGUCCGGGGCCUCGUCGUCGUCCUACAGCGGGGAGAGCCUUCGGGAGCUUCGCUGGCCACCUCGAGCUUCAGCCAGGAACAGCUGCCCCGCGGGCUCGGCGGCGUCGGCGCCCAACCCACAAGGCCGCCCUUCUGCCCUCGCUCUGGUUCCACUCACGGCCCGCAGCUUCAGCCUCGGAGACCUGAGCCACUCGCCGCAGACCGCUCAGCAUGUGGAGCGCAUCGUCCGCCAAGUGCGCGCCGAGCGAGGCCUGCGCGGGGUACCCGAGCGCGACCGGAAGAUCGCCGCCCUCAUGCUGGCCCGGCACCAGGAAGAGCGCCUGUUGCUGGAGCAGCGCGCUGCGGCCCACGGCCAGUGGGAGCAGCAGCGCGUGCGCGCCGAGCAGAGGCGGGAGCGCGAGGAGCGGGAGAAGCAGCGCGCGCUGGAGCAGGGCCGGCGGGCUUGGGCGGCGCAGGUGGAGGAGCGGCGCGGUCGCCGGGGCCGGGAGGAGCGCGAGGCCGCGCGGAGGCGGCAGCAGCAGUGCGAGCGCAGCGAGGAACGGCGGCGGGAACUGGCGGAGCGCCAGGGCCUGCUGCGGCGGGAGCGGGUGGAACGCGCCGCGCGGGACGACCGGCUGCGCAAGCUGCAGCAGGAGCAGAACCUGAAGCAGAGGGAGGAGGGCCUGCAGGAGGGGCGGCAGCGCGCGGAGCUGGUCCGCAGGGAGCGCGCCCAGCGAGCAGCGCGCGCCCGAGAGCGACAAGAGGGUCAGCUGCAGCGGGAGAAACGUGAGCUGAGCCGGGCCGAGCGGGCGCGCCACGAGGCCCUGCUUCGAGGCCGAGUCCGGCAGCAGCAGGAGGAACGGGAGGGCCUGCGGAGCUCCCUGGAAGCCAGCUUGGGCCGCGCGCAAGAGAACUACGAGCAGCUGCAGGAGCAGCGCGCCCGGGAGCUGCGGGAGCGCGCCCGGAGAGAGGAGCUCCAGGGCCGGCGAGCGAAGGAAGCGGCGGAGCGCAAAGAGCGGGAGCAUCGGGAGCACUUGGAGGCGCUGGCGCGAGCCGGAGAACGACGGCUGCAGCACGCGGCGCAGGUGGCCGAGGAGGCGGUGCAGCAGAAGGCCCGGCGUGUGGUUCAGACUCGCCUGGAGAAGGAGAGGGCCCAGCGUGCCAACAAGGAGAAGGUGGACAGAGACGAAGACUGCCGCCGCCGCGAGCUGCUGCAGGCCAUUGGGCUCAAGCUGGAGCGCAGCGAGCAGCUCUCCCGAGAACGGCGAAGCGCGCUGGAGAGCGCUCGGUCCACGGCCCGAGCCUCCUUCCAUGUGCGGGAGAAGGUGCGGGAGGAGACCAACACGCGCUCUUUUGACCGCAUGGUGCGAGAGGCCCAGCUACAUGCCAGCCUGGACCGCAAAUGACAGCCGUACUGCUGGAUAUUAGCCAGGUGUGGCCUCCCUUAGUCACUUUGACCAAACACCAGGCUUCUCCAGUCCAGCUGCCACACCACGAACUCUCCAGACUAAUGAACCACGAGGCACUGAGAAGCCAGCCAGAUACGGUGUUUUUCCAUCUGUCACCAUUGUUUUUACAGACUUACUCUGUUUGGAAAUGACAUGGCACAAUCUACCCACAUCCACUUGGAUCUUUGGGUUGGAAUAGAAAGUAGCUAGGGAGGAAGAGGAUGGUCCCUAGGAGAGAUCACAGAGUCCAACGUGGGGCUCUCCUCCACAGCUGCCUUGGGCAUCUUUCUAACAUUUUCGUCCAAGACGAUUUAAGUUGCAGCAGCCGAGGGUAUAUCUCCCAGACUCACCUCUAUCAUUGAAAAUACAAGUUACACAGAACUUGAAAGUUUCCCAAGAAAGCACAGCUCUUCUAAGAUGCCAGUUCAUGCACAAACGACUACAAAGCUAUUGCUGGGCUAUUAAUUGGACACGUGAACAAAUUAUCCUAUUCCCAUAAUAUUUUCAGUUGAGUCCCUUGGCUUUCUAGUUAGACAAUCAUCUCCAGAUAAUGAUCCCUUAUUCUCCCAAGUGGUAUAGGGAAUGGGUUGGAUUGGUGAUACUGUUUAGCUUUAGUGGAAGCCCUCCAUCCUCCAACUCCCUGGAGGUGGCUGGUUUCCUUAGGCAGCAGUGUUCCACCCCAUGAGGCUUCCAUGGAAGGUGAUGCAUUUCAGUGGAGGCAGUGUCUGAGGCCCACUUCCCUGUGUGGGGCCAGCUCCUGCAAACAGAAGCCAUUGCCUUACAAAGCAGACCUAUCUUCUGUGCCUGCCCAGGCCACUCUUGCCUAAAGCUCCAGCCUUGAAUGCAGUCUGGAGGGUGAGUGUGUAGGAUUCCCUCUGUGACUUAGUUCAGUGCUCUGAGGACAAUUUAGGAUCCUUGGCUGCUUGCCUGUUGUGGCUGAAGGGCUAGCAUUGCCUCUGUGUGGAGCUGUGCUAUUGUUGGUGGGGUAUCACUCUUUCCCUGGGGGCCGGGGAAAAGGAGUCUUCCCUCUUUAAAUUCCUGGUACCCUCUCCCUUAUACCUGAAGUAUUCAAUCAGUCUCUUGGUGCCUCACCUUUCCCAUCUGCUAGAUGGGGCCAUCAGAACUCUUCUGGUACCUCAAAGUCUCCCGAAUCCAAAGCAUCCCUUCAGUGUUAUUUGUUGGUCUCCUUUGUGCCUUUCUUGACCUGGAGUUGGGAGGCAGGAGGAUUGCUGUUAGCCUCGUCUGUUUCUGGUAAUAUGGAUUUCUGGCUUUAGACGGGGCAGUGCAUCACAGAGAGAUGGUCAUUUAGCAUCCAAGGUGUGUGUGAGGUGGGGAGGGGUGCUUGCAAUACCAAGCCGCUCCCUGGUCAGAAGGUUCAGUUAUCACUCCGCAGUUUUAACCCCACAGAGUGCUCCUUCCCCCAUUCAGAUCCACCUGUCAGCUACGUCUUCACCAGGGGAGGUGGAAAGUCAACCACCUCCUCUUACAUUACAUCAAGGUCAGGAAGUAAAAAACUUACCAAAAAGAAAGGAACCAGGGUAGAGACAUACUGCAUUAGAUGUGUUUCUGUGUCUUUUCUGCGGGCAGAAUCAUCCCUAUAGUGACUGGCUGUUGCCCACACCCCUCAUUGACCCCACCCCAUCACACGCUAAGAGGAGUCUUGUGUAGAAGAAAGCUGUGUUUAGGUGUCACGCAUGAGAUAAUGUGGAACCAGGAAAGGAGCAAUGCACCAACUCUUGCUUCUUGAGUGGGUGGGUUCUCCCUUAAUUUCCUUGUCAGUGAGCUGUAAUAACUGGUGUUGUCUCUGAGAUAGGAGCAUUUAACUCAAAAAUUAAUGUGAUUAUGGUCCUUUGGCCUUGUGGUCCCUGGGUUGCUUCUGAAACCUUCAUGGAAAGCUCCACUCUUUAAAGUCCUUACUUCAAGGGAUGAGCAUUUGCUUGAGGAGGCAAUCCGGUGGUCUGAACCAAGCACUGGAAAGCACACGGGUGAUCUCACCUGGCCUCUCACCCAGGCUGCUUCCCACCUGACUGGGUGACUUCAGGUUGAUCACCUUUCUUAGUUCCCAUAGGUGUAGAACUGAGUUCUGGUUUAUGUUGACUUAGAAUGAUGAUGACAUUUGCUGUUUCUCUCACUCUGGAACUACAGGGUUACAUGGCUCCUGUGCUGUACUGGGCAGUGUAGUGUACCAUCAUGAUUUGGUGCAGAAGGAACAGUCUUGAGAAGCUCAUUCAGAUCCAGAGUCACACGUGACGUACAGGCCCAGGCCAGAAUGUUGACAAAUUAUAGACACUGAGAGAACCACUGUGUAAAGAUACAAACAGUGUAGGUUUUUACCAAAACGUCUGUAUAGCCAAGUAUAAUUAAAGCAAAAACAGAAUUCAGACCUAGUGACAGUAAGAAGUGGUACCUUCAAGUUCCAGACCAUCUAUUAGGAUACUCUACUAAAGUUGGACAUGGUGGUUCACAUCUUUACUCCUAACCCUGAGGAUGCUGAAGUAGAUGGAUAAUUAUAUUGAGUCAUCCUGGGCCAGAUAGCUAGAUGCUGUCAAAACAGAACAAACAAAAAAAUGCAAGGAGAAUCACUUGUAUAUUCUAAAGAAAUGUUCAUGUUUCUCUCUAGAGAUAAUGAAUGUCCAAAGUCUCUUUUGGGCCCCUAAUUUAAAUUUGCACAGAGGAGAAGUUUUAUUUUACUCUGACAUGCAGCAAGAGGACAUUGGUGUGGAGCAGAGAUGAUGGAUGGAAAAUUGCCUCCAAACAGCAUUCUAACAGGUGUCCAGGAUUGAGCAUGCUGGGGAUUUUUUACCAUCUAGGAGAUCCCAACCUCGGAGUGGCUACAACCACACAUUUACUCUUUUGGGACAUUUGCUACUUCAAGAAAGAGAGAGUAAUAUGAGUAAUAAAAGGAAGUGAAGUAAUAUGAGAAGGGGUAGGAAGGGUUGGGAAAGCUUUAAUUCAGUUGAAUACCAAGAAAACAAGCCAAAACCAUUCCAGAAGAAAUUCUUGAUGAAGCUAGUCCAACGUUCUGCUGUAGCAGGGACAUGAGUCUACACCCAUCUGAACAGGAAAAUGGAGAUUCCCUUUGGGGAGCAUGCAGGCUGGGUUUCAAUGGAACAGUCAAAAGGAUUUGCCAAAGGCCAAAAAAAAGGGUCUGCAGGGUAGUGAAGACAGAGGAAUGUUUUAUGUUGCUCUAACAUAAUACCCAAGGCUAAGUUAAAAAAUAAAAGAGAUUUGUUGCUGACAGUUCUGGAGGUGUAAGAACAUGUUGCCAGCAUCUGCUUGCCUUCUGAUGAGGUCUUCAGGGGAUCAUCACAUUUCAGAGGCUCCUGGGGAAGGUUUUACACAUAAAACAGGAAGCAAGAGACAGGAGACGCCAGAGGCAUUUGUAUGUCAACCCACCCUUAAAAGAACUUAGCCACUCCCACAAGACCCAGCCCAUUUUGCAAGACCAGCAUUACAUCCAUAAUGUAAAUACCUUUCAUUAGAUCCCACCUCUUAAAGGUCCCACCACCUGGACACUAUCACCAUGGCAACCAUGACCCCAGCACAUAAGCUGUCUGAGAGGCAAACCAUAUCCAAUGAACAACAAUGAAAAUGUAGUCUGAAUUCUGGAUAUUUUGUAGUCUUUAGCAGUCUCCCUCCGCUACACUGUCUGUUGAGACAGAUGCAACUCUGUAGAGGGGCUACAUAAAUAUUUACCAUCAAAUCACCUAGAUAAGUACAUAAAUAUUGGAUGGAGAGGAGGCUGGAGGUAUGGGUAAAUGCUGACCAGAGAAAAUCUGUAUAGAACAGUUUGUUUAUGCAGGCCUCCAUUUAGUCAACAAAUCUUCACUAAGCACAUACUACAUGACAAAUACUAUUGUUUGAUUGAUUGUUUUGUUUUUUUUUUUUUUGAGUCAAGGUCUCUCUGUGUAGGCCAGGCUGUCCUGGAACUCAAACUGUAGGCCAGGCUGGCCUCAGACUCUGGGAUCCACCUGUCUCUGCCUCCUAAAUGGGAUUAAAGGAAUACAUCACACUCCUGACCCCAAAUACAACUCACAAUAUUGGUGAAAUUGAAUCCCUCAGUACUGACCUUAGGGGUGAUUUGUGCUACAACACAUAAACGCGUUGUAACACGUCAUAAACAUGUCUUUUUCCCCCCACUGGGCUUGCCUAUCUUCCCACCUAGAUAUACACAGUCUCAGGUAGCCCCAAUUGUCCUGCAAGGCACUAGCCUCAAGCCUCUUUAGUCUCCUAGAGACAAGCCAUCAUAGAGUCAGGGCUGCUCUUCUUCCUUCCUUAAAAUUAUGAGGCAUGGGAGAGAGAAAGAUUGAGAAUAUUACCUUCCAGGGUGUCAUUUUAGAGAGAAGGCAUACAUAAUCAUUGUGGAUCCAGAAGACCAAGCCUCAGGCCAUACAGAGUCCCUGGGGUGUCUGCUCCAUCAUUCAGCUGUUAUUGCUAAGAUAGUCAACAUUUCAAAAAUAUUUCCAAUAUAAAAGUCCCCCCAAAAAGAUUUCUCGUUAAGUCCAAAUUCAUGAGAAAAUUAAAAAUAUCCCACACCUAGAAACCUGACUAAGUGCAUCUAGGCAGCUGAGCAUGGUGGUACAUGCCUUUAAUCCCAGCACUCAGGAGGCAGAAGAAGGUGGAUCUCUAUGAGUUCAAGGCCAGCCUGGUCUACAGAGGGAGUUCCAGAACAGCCAGGGCUACACAGAGAAACCCUGUCUUAAACAAACAAACAAGCAAGCAAAGCCUCUCAUUAGCCACAGGUUGCUAGGUAGACUUGCCUUUUCCCACUGUGUAACUACACGGCUCUAUCUUUAUAUCUUAGAGAAGCUUGGCAAGAGCAUAAAGAAACAGAUGUUGGUAGAUGUGUUUUUGCUUUUUAGAUAGAGUCUCUGUGUAGCCCAGGCUUGUCCUCAUUUUGCCGUCCUCCUGACCAAGCACCAAGACCCAGGAUAAUGAACAUGCGUCAUCAUUGCCCAGUUGACACAGCUUGGAAAGGGACCAGCAGCAGACAUCUCUAGGUUCUAGAAUGGUUAGGUGCUCUAUGUGGUGCCUGACUUGGUGUGUCUGGAGUAGCACCCACGUAUUAGAACUGGCCCCGGCCUGCUUAUGAGUGUCUUUACAGAAGGACACCUCAUUAACUCAAACACAGAGCUCUCCAGCAUUCUCUCUACACGCACAUCCUCCUGCUUUAUGCCUCCCUCCCACACACCAGUAUGUCCCCACUCCUGCACAACUACCCCUGAUGCUGCUUGGCUUCUAAUAGGUCAGGGCUAGUAUACAGGCUAGAGGCACUCGGAUGUUAGGGCAUGGGGGACAUGGGACAUGUUCUUCUGAUGAUCGCUGACAACACAGUUAUUUGCAGUUAUUGCUCCCGGAUUCAUCGAGUGCAGUCACGGCCCUCCAGGUGACAAGAGCCCUUUCCACUCAUCACGUGCACUCACACCCCUCAUGAGCAGGAAUAGCAGUCCCAUGUGAUUUUCCAACCUUCCGUCACUUUGAGCUGCUUGUAUCUUUCUUCCUCUCCACUGGCACAGUACUGAUAGCGUGUUAGCAUGUUUUUGUCUCUGACUCUUCCACAAUUCACAGGACUGUCAGAAAGAUGAUUCACAUCUACUGCCUUCAGUGCACAUGAGUCGGUGCAACAACACUAACAAUCCUAGUUGGGGUUCUGAAGCAGGAGGUAACUCAUGGCUCUCAUGUUCUCCCAGAGAGCAGUAAGUUAUUUCUUGGGGAACCAACCUAUUCUUUGGUGGAGGGGGUUGGGGCUGUUGCUUCCACCUUCUUCUAGUGGGCUGAAGGAUUCCAUCUGAAGACUAUGCCUCUGGUCUAUUAAGUGGAAUCUGCAUUUUCCAGGUCUUCCAUUGAGCUUCCUGGAUGACUAAGGCAUUUCAGGUUGUACUGAGCCCUACCUCCCCUGUGUGUUCCUUCACUUUAUGUGAGAGAUUGCGUAGGAGGUGGAAUUUAGGUGUCCUACUAUCAGCAGUUGAGACCAUCUGAGGGUGACAGAAUGAAUGGUGUUCAUGCCACAUGAUUACCACACUUUCAGUGCAAGGGAUUUGCCAAAGGAGCAGGUGUCUUGGCUCGUUCAGACCAAUCCCACACUCCCACCUGCCCCUUUGUUAUGUGUUAAAAGGAGACAUAGAUCCUAUUUGGUAGGAAGUUGUUAAAAUGGUUCUUGCUUUAAAAGCUCUGGAAAACAGCGCUCAAUUAGUAGACAGUUUUGGCUGGUCUUGGGGUGUGGCAUAGGAAAGGAUUUGAGUGAUUGAGUUAAAGUACAGGGUUGGGGUCACCAGAUUUGGAUGGCAUCUCUUCUGGGGUUGUCUGUGUCAAACACUAUGUAACAAGACCCCAAAUCUUAAAGGAAGGAGAAUAAUGAUUCCCCUGGGGCUAUGCAUUAGUCUCAUGUUGGCUGAGGGUAGGAGGGGGGUAUGGGUUUUUUGUUUGUUUGUUUUUGUUUUUGUUUUUGAAUACUAAACUACCUUGUUGGGCAGUAAAGUUGACAUGGACAGUAA
This is a messenger RNA of Mastomys coucha (southern multimammate mouse), 9152 nucleotides long. It is a transcript of the gene Ccdc177, whose product is annotated as coiled-coil domain containing 177. The record is from RefSeq and is a predicted model, not a curated record. Lineage: Eukaryota; Metazoa; Chordata; Mammalia; Rodentia; Muridae. The transcript has 2 exons. The coding region runs from base 457 to 2616 and encodes 719 amino acids.